Messenger RNA from Triplophysa rosa, 1103 nucleotides. RefSeq lists its product as uncharacterized. The coding region runs from base 1 to 1068 and encodes 355 amino acids. NCBI's taxonomy places the organism in Eukaryota, Metazoa, Chordata, Actinopteri, Cypriniformes, Nemacheilidae. Gene Ontology annotation, biological process: phosphatidylethanolamine biosynthetic process. The transcript is spliced from 8 exons. Gene Ontology annotation, cellular component: cytoplasm. The record is from RefSeq and is a predicted model, not a curated record. Gene Ontology annotation, molecular function: ethanolamine kinase activity.
AUGGAAAAUGAUAUAAUAUUACAUUUGGACGUCAGUGUUGAUGAGCGCUUCCCUCGGCAUGGCAUCACAAAACUUCUUAAAAAACUGAGACCACAAUGGAAACCAGAAGAUGUUCAGAUCCAGGCCUUCACUGAGGGUAUCACCAACCAAUUAAUGGGCUGCUAUGUGGGUUCUCUGACAGAAGAUGCUGUUGUACUGGUGAGAGUUUUUGGACAGAUGACUGAGCAGUUUUUGGACCGAGAUAAGGAAAUGAAAAUGUUCAGGGUUCUACACAAUCACGGCUGUGGCCCACAGUUGUACUGCAGUUUCACCAAUGGCAUCUGCUAUGAGUUUGUCAGAGGAGUUGUGCUGGAUGAUAUGUUCCUCAAGGAGCCAACUGUUUACAGGUUGAUUGCAACAGAAAUGGGGAAAAUCCAUGCGAUUAAGUCUGGAGAGAUUGGAAACAGUUCACUGAUGACACCAGUUUUGUGGUCUAGAUUGUCCAAGUUCCUGACAUUGGCUCAGAGUUCUGAUGAUCCAGUACAGUCUAGAUCAAGUGGCCAUCUGGAGGUACCCAGCAUGAAAACUAUCAACAAAGAGAUAGAGGAACUGAAGAGUCAUCUUAACCAUAUCGACUCCCCAGUAGUGUUGUGUCAUAAUGACCUCCUGACUAAAAAUAUCAUCUACAACCAAGAAGAAGGCACUGUAAAAUUCAUUGACUAUGAGUAUGCCGAUUUAAAUUACCAGGCUUAUGACAUUGGAAACCAUUUCAAUGAAUUUGCAGGUGUCAAUAACAUUGACUUCAGCCUCUACCCUAGUCAUGAGCUUCAAUUUGAUUGGCUUACUGCUUACUUGGAGAGUUUCAAGAGGUGCAGUGGUGUAGAGUCAUUUGUCACUAAGAAAGAGGUCAAAGAGCUUUAUGUAAAAGUCUGCAAGUUCUCUCUGGUGGCUCAUUUCUUCUGGUGUCUAUGGGCUCUGCUUCAGGCUAAACAUUCCACUAUUGACUUUGACUUUCAGGGAUAUGCUAAGGCCAGAUUGAACUACUACUUUGAGAAGAAGCGAGAGUUCUUUGAAAUGACACUUCAAUAACUCUGCAUGGAGACUCUAAAGAGUUGCUGAACAGG